Molecule: messenger RNA, 1675 nt
Organism: Oryza sativa Japonica Group (Japanese rice)
Lineage: Eukaryota; Viridiplantae; Streptophyta; Magnoliopsida; Poales; Poaceae
Product: F-box protein SKIP16
Molecular function (GO): protein binding
Source: RefSeq, a predicted model, not a curated record
CCCUCUCUCUCUCUCUCUCUCUCUAGCUUCUCUCUCCUCCUCCUCUUCUCCCCAUUCUGAUCUCUGACACCGCGGCGGCCAUCUCCCCCAUCUCGAUGGCGGCGCCGCCGCAGCCGCAGCCGGAGCCGGAGCCCGCCGCGGGCGGCGCGGGGCUGGAGGCGCUGGAGGGGCUCGCGCUGGACACCGUCAUCGCCAAGGCCGGGGCGCGCCAGGCCGCGGCGCUGGCCUGCGCCAGCACGCGCCUCCGCGACGCCGCGGGCGACGACGCGCUGUGGCGCCGCUUCUGCGCCGACGACCUCGCCCUCCACGCGCCGCUCGCCCCCGACGGCCGCGCGCUCCCUUCCUUCAAGGAUGCCUAUAAAGUUUGGUUGGAGUCUUUUGGCAUGUAUCCUUUACCUCUGGUAAGGAGAGUGAAAAUUUUCUGGAGUUCGCUGAAGAGCUGGCUGUCUGAAAACUUCCCUGAAGCACACAAGACAUUGAAUAAAGGUGUUUCUGAAGCUCAGAUACAAUCAGCAGAGGAUGAUCUUGGAUUCAAGCUCCCUUUGCCGACAAAGCUGCUCUAUCGUUUUUGCAAUGGUCAGCUGCCCCUUAGUGAACAUCAUCACGAGAAUAUGCGAAUGGCUCAUCUUGGUAUUAUAGGAGGCUAUGUGUUUUAUGACCACUUGAUCAAUGUUCACCUGUCACCACUUGAGCAAAUUGUUGAAGAGACGAAAGAAUUUUAUCGUGAGUUCUAUGACCAAGGUGUUUUUAAUAUGACAAAUCUCAUUAUAGUGGCAACUUCAUGGUAUCGUCCAAAAACAUUUUUCCUUAAUUGUUCAGAUGACCAACUCUAUGUUGGCACCAUCAAUUUACAAGAUGGAGAAAUGUUGCCAUGUGUACCGAAAUCACUGAUAAGGCCAACUAAUACUGAUAUGCCCCAAGAUGGAUUGCUUCUGUGGUUAGAAGAGCAUCUUAGGCGUUUACAGAAUGGCAUGAUCAAGAUCCGUAUGCUUAAGACGUCAAGGUAUAUCAGCUUAUUUCCAGAAGCAUCCCCAUCAUGUACGUCCGCAAUGACAAAUGGUGUGAAGGUACGUGCAUCUGCUGUCUUUGCACCAGAGCACCCUGAAAGUAGGCGGCCUGGGGCUAAAUGUUUAUAUGCAUACUCCAUUCGCCUGUCAGUUCCAGAGGCAUGCAUGCUAGGUGGUGUGUACUAUUCCUCGUGCCAGCUUUACUCGCGCCACUGGAUCAUCCGAUGGAGAGACCGGGUUGUUUCUGAUGUGAACGGGGAAGGUGUUAUUGGGAAGUACCCUCUACUAACUACAGGCCAGGAAGAGUUUGUGUAUGAGAGUUGCACGCCUCUGCCUGACAGUCCCGGAUCUGUGGAGGGCUCUUUCACGUUUGUUCCGGGGAAGUUGAGCCGGCCUGAAGGAAAGCCAUUUGAGGUCACGGUGGCUGCGUUCCCUCUGGAAAUACCAGAGUACAUCUUCUGAUUUCUGAGGAUUGUACAUAGUAUGAUGCAAUAAUGCACCUGCAUAGAUUUAGUAGUACUUGUUUCAUGUAGCAGCAAGAAUGGGAUUUGCUUGUAAUGAUCUUGUGAAUGCGGCAUAAAUUGUGGCACCUGGAAGUAAGCCCUUUUUUUUGGCGCGUUAAAUGCGUGUUUGAUUUAUCGGAAGCUCCGAAGUCCUUUUAUUUGUUA